CAUGUGUUCUUAUUUCCUUUGAAACCUAAGUUUAUCAUGUUGCAUUAAUUAAGAUAGUGUCUGAAAGCAUUGGCCUUAUUAAAGUUUAUAGGGGCUACACCCAACUUAUCUUUUUUUGGAGGACUUCAUUAAAGUCACCCCCGUAAACCAUUUGUAAUUUUGUGAUAUAUUACAAAGUUCAUCCCAGAGUUUUGUGUGUGUGUGAUGAUCAGGGCUAGCAUAAAUAGAAGGAAAAAGCCAAGGGGUGUGAUCGGGGUUUAUCUUGAUCAUAACAUAAAUACCGUGAAGAGAUGAGGAAAAAUUAUCUAGGUGGAGGAUUUGUUCCUUCCACAUUAUGGAGAUUCCUCAAGAAAGGCCUACAACACUGGAUUGAACAUGCACAUCAAAGCCAAGAGAGUCACUGAGGGCUUUGUGUUCUUUCAUUUUGGUUUCUAACGGAACCAACAUUGUCGACUUGUGAAUAUUAAUCAUAGUCUGGCACUGUCUCCUGAAACUAGCGGUGUUUUUAUCCCUCGUGUUCCAUAUAAUGAACUUCAUCAUUUUUGGGUUGUUGGUUACGCGAUUCAUUAGGCUUUAUCCUUUCCCAUGCUGUAUAAAAGUAAUUAACGCUACCUGUGGGCUCAGAAUCACUGUCGCAUAUGUUAUUUCUAUUGCAUUCCUCACCAGGCUUUAUCCUUUCCCAUGCUGUAUAGAAGUAAUUAACGCUACCUGUGGGCUCAGAAUCACUGUGGCAUAUGUUAUUCUAUCGCAUUCCUCACCAUCAGUGAGAAAAUUUUUAUCUUCUCUGGUGAGUAUGCUAUAAUAGCUGAGAUGAAGGGCUCUUCAAAGUUUUUGUGGAGGGUUUUUUCUAGCAAGAAUGGUUCUAGAUUUGGGUUCCCUAAUGUGCUUAGAAAUGACUCCAUUUUUGAGUUCCUCUGACUGAGAGAUUCUAGAAGUGGCAGAUUUCUUGCUUCUGGGUCUUCUACCUCUUUUGCCAAAUUCAGAUUAGACAAUAUCUGGGAUGGGUUAUAUUGUGUGAGGGUGGGUGAUUAGUUGUUGUAGAGGUAGGGCAUGGUUGGAAAAAAUGGCAUAGUUUGGAAGACUUAUCCCAUUAGCGCACUAUGAUCUUCCAUGGAGCUUAGAUGAAGGAGUGCUGAGGUCUGUAUCGUAAGGAGAGUUUGUUGCCGAAUGUGUUGUCCAAUGUUUUCAACCGCUUAACCCACAAUAUCUUGUUCCACUUGGGCUAGGUAAGUUGUGUCUUGCAAUUGGAUGACUAUCGGUUGGUUGCCCACCGAUAGUCUCAUUUGAAUCCAUUUCCCCUUCAAUGUCUUUUCCAGCCAUGACGUCGGAUGACGGUCUGACAGUAUUGGGGUUGUGAAAAAGUAGAGAGGCUCGAGCAUUUGGUGGUGAUUUAUCAAAUAAGGGCGUUGGUUUUCGACUUUAAAGUUGUGUCAAAGUUGUGUUUGGUUCGAGUGAGAAUGACUUUUCCGGCCAUAGAGAGAUUAUUAAAGGGGGAGUUAGCUGGGAGAGAGUAAAUUUAUUUGUCUCUUUAAUUCAUAUAAGUAUCUUAGGUGUGAUGAUUAUUCUUAGCGGAUGAGGGUUACUCUAUUUCAAAGAGGCUGAUAUAGAGAUUUCCAUAGGUUCCACCGAAGAAGAUGAGUGUACGUGUCUCGUAAGACACACUAUGAUUAAUUGCAUUAUUAAUGCAAUAUUUAUUUUUACCAUUUUGUUCCUCGGCUUUAGCAGUUUGUAAACAAAGCUUGUGGCUAGAGGGUGUGGGGUCUUGUGGGUCCCCUGGAACCAUUUGGUGAUAGGCCAUGCUUGACCUUUUGUUGGUUCUCAUUCUUCUGGUUACCGGUGUGACCACUUUCGAUUGGUCGGUGGUCAGUGGUGGUUUGAAUUGGAGAGUUCUGAGAAGACGUACCUGUUACCCCAUCACGGCCCUUAACCUAGUGCUUGUGAUCUUGGGUAGUGAAUUUGUUUUCCCGUUUUUGGUUGCAUUCUUAUUUUUGGGGAGAGAGACCAGUUGCCACUCAUUAUUGGUUGUCUUACCGUUUUUGGAGUGGAUGUUGAGGGUAGAUCUAUCUGGUAUUGAGUGGGGGUUGAGGAGGUGCAAAAUUUGGAUAUGUGCCAAUCCUUCCACAUGCAGUGCAUAACACUCCAUCCCAUUCAUACACCAGCAUUUGGAAGUGUGUGCCAAUUGUGCUUUUGUUUUGACUGGUUGUUCAAUUGGCACUUGUAUAUAGAUUCUAGCGUAUCCCCCCCUUAGAGAGGAGGAGGUACAUGUAUCGAUUUUAACGAGUUGGCCUAGUUUCUUCCCUACCCUUUUAGUAUGAGUCUAUCGUAGAAUUCAGUGGGUAGUUGUGGAGUCUUACCCAUAUAGCUGUAUGGGUGAGGGAGGCUCUUUCAGGAAUGAAAUUGGGCUCCCAUUUCUUUACAGAUAGGAAUCCUCCUGUUACAAACCAUGGUCCUCCAUAAAGGACUUUCUGGGCAUUUUCAUCCAGUUCGAUCUUUGCUGUAUAAUAGCAAUGCAUUCCGUAACUCUUGGAGUUUGCUUUUGAGGAUUAUAUUGUUCGUGUCGGGAUCCAAAUCAAUUACAUUCUUCCCUUUUUGCCCGACUUCUUCUGCUGCUGCAUCUCCUCCUGGUGGUUGGUCUUCACUUUACAAGCUAGCUGUAUGUUGUCCAGGGUUACAUCAAGCUGGUGUGCUUUUUGAGAAUUCUGAUUUUGCGUUAGAACGUGAACUUGGCCCUGAUGAGAAUUAUCAAAAUCGGGUUUUUCCUGAAUCUGAAACGAUCCAUUCUCAGCCUGUACCUUGUGGUGAUGUAGCUGAUUGUGGUUGGUCUUUGUUUGAUGAUCUUUUGUUUGAUACUAUUUACGAUGCUUCUGAAUCAGCCCUAAAUCAGCCUGAAGUGGUGGAAGAAGAACCCCAAAAUCUAGUGGUGACCCCAAUAAGAUGGGGUACAAAUAUGCAAUUUGUUUUUCAUUUUUUCUUGUUUUUUUCUGAAUUCGGACAUGCGAAGAGGCAAAGAAUUUACAGAUCGCCUUGUUCACAUUUGGCUUCUGGGAUAUGGAAUUUGAGCCGUGAGCAGGGGAAUAAGCUACUAGCUAGUAGAUUCAAAGGGGAUUAUUUGUACAUAUGUGAUUGUCCUGGUUGUAUUCACAUGGAAGAGAAGAGGAAUUACAUGUUAUUUAGGGGGAUUUUCAAGAAUUUCAAGCAGUCGAGGGUAUGCAGGAUGAUUAAUGAUGGUAACAGGAAGAAGAUUGAUCUGAAUUACACGUUUUGCUCGUCAAAACAGACGUGGGAUCUGCAUUCGGCUUUCUGUUUAAGGAGGUAUUUUGGGUACCAUGACGAUGGAGAACCAGUUGUUCACGCUUAUGUCUGUGAGAAUGGCCAUGUUUCUGGAGCAUGGACUGAUUGGACAUUGUAUACAUGACUUAGUUCAACACCAAUUACGGGCUACUUGGGUUAACUUGAACUGAUUUUUUGGUGUUUUUGUGACUGGCAUUUUGUUACUUUUUCCAUUUUCGGAUGGUUCAUGUAUUUGGGAUUUAUGUAUGUUGUGAUUGCUUACUGUAGUUAUUUUCCAUAUUUGCAUUAUAGAGUUUAAUAGAUGGAGUAUUUAUGUUUA
Messenger RNA from Capsicum annuum, 3610 nucleotides. Its product is annotated as phytochrome A-associated F-box protein-like. Bases 2444 to 3415 code for a protein of 323 amino acids. The record is from RefSeq and is a predicted model, not a curated record. NCBI's taxonomy places the organism in Eukaryota, Viridiplantae, Streptophyta, Magnoliopsida, Solanales, Solanaceae. The transcript has 5 exons.